Molecule: messenger RNA, 7781 nt
Organism: Callithrix jacchus (white-tufted-ear marmoset)
Lineage: Eukaryota; Metazoa; Chordata; Mammalia; Primates; Cebidae
Gene: RNF169
Product: ring finger protein 169
Biological process (GO): double-strand break repair
Cellular component (GO): nucleus; site of double-strand break
Molecular function (GO): ubiquitin-protein transferase activity; nucleosome binding
Source: RefSeq, a predicted model, not a curated record
CCGCCCUCCACUCUUCUCCCUCGCAACCGACUCUCCCUUCAAACGGGAAACAAGAUGGCGGCGGCAGGUCCGAGUACUCGGGCCUCUUCCGCGGCGGCAACGGCCGCUCUGAGUCGGCGGGGACGACGGGGCCGCUGUGACGAGAUGGCGGCAGCUAAGACUGGGGCCCCGGACCCGACUUCUGGACCUUCGUUGUUGGUGUUGUCGCCGCCGUUGCUGCAGCCGCCACCGCCGCCGCUGCCGCGUCGGGAGGAGUCGGGCUGCGCCGGGUGCCUGGAGCCCCCGGGGGAAGCGGCGGCCCUGCCGUGCGGCCACUCACUGUGCCGAGGCUGCGCCCAACGUGCCGCCGACGCGGCGGGGCCGGGUUGCCCGCGCUGUCGCGCCCGUGGCCCAGGCUGGGCCCGCCGUCGGGCCCGCGACGACGGCCAGGCCGACGCGGAGGUGCUGGGCGAGCGCGCCCGUCGCGGCCAAGCUGAGCGCUGCCGCCCGCGCCGGGACGGGUGCGCGGCUGCCGCGGGGCCCAGGCCAGAGCAGGAGCCGCGUGCCGCGCCUGCCGAGCCAGACUUUAUAUUCAGAGCACCAAUCAAAUUAAGCAAGACUGGGGAACUUCGUGAGGAAUAUGAAAGCUUGAGAAAGUUCAGAGAAGAAAAGUUACAAGAGGAAAAACCCUCUGAAGAUCAAAUCCACAAGCUGUUACCAGAAGAUACAGAAACAAGGAGAAGGAAAAUGGAUGAACAGAAAAAAAGAGAUGAGCCAUUAGUACUGAAAACAAAUCUGGAACGUUGUCCUGCACGUCUCUCAGAUUCAGAGAAUGAAGAACCUUCUCGAGGCCAGAUGACACAGACACAUCGCUCAGCAUUUGUUUCCAAGAACAACUCCUACUCCCUAGCUUUCCUGGCAGGGAAGCUAAACUCCAAGGUGGAAAGGAGUCAGAGCUGUAGUGACACAGCCCAGGAAAGAGCGAAGAGCAGACUUAGAGUAGCUCCAGCCAACAAAGCCAAGGUCACAACUAUUACUCCAGCCUCCAACCCCAUCAUUGGUGUCCUCUUGUCAACUCAAAACAACCGUUGCCUCUCAGCCCCUGACUUAACCAUUGAAAAGCGUCUGCCUUUCAGCUCCCUUUCCUCCUUGGCUUCCCUGCAUAAGCCAGAGCGUUCUGUCAGCCCUGAGAGCAAUGAUAGCAUCUCCGAAGAACUAAACCAUUUCAAGCCCAUUGUCUGUUCACCAUGUACCCCUCCCAAGAGACUCCCUGAUGGCCGUGUGCUAAGUCCCCUCAUUAUCAAAUCAACGCCACGUAACCUAAACAGAAGCCUGCAGAAGCAGACUUCUUAUGAGGCCAGUCCACGGAUCCUCAAAAAGUGGGAACAGAUCUUUCAGGAGCGGCAGAUCAAAAAGACCCUUUCAAAAGCCACUCUUACCUCCCUGGCUCCUGAAAUGGGAGAAGACUUACUAGGCUCUGAAGGGAUCCAUUCUAGCAAGGAGAAGCCACUCCUGGCUGUAAAUACAAGAUUGUCCAGUGGGCAGGUCCUCUCUGAGUAUACUGGACCCACCUCUGCUGAUCUUGAUUAUUUCCCCUCUGUUAGCCAAACAAAAGCAGAACAGGACAAUGAUAAUAAAAGUAGCACUGAGAUCCCACUGGAAACCUGCUGUUCCUCAGAACUCAAAGGGGGAAGCAGCGGGACUUCUUUGGAAAGGGAGCAGUUUGAGGGGUCAGGGUCAAUUCCAGAUGCCAAGUUAGACAAAACCUGUAUAAGCAGAGCCAUGAAAAUCUCCGCAGUUAAUUCAGUGCUACCCCAAAACAGUGUUCUGGGUGGAGUUCUCAAAACAAAGAAACAAUUAAAGACAUUAAAUCAUUUUGAUCUGGCUAAUGGUGUUCUAGUCGACAGCCUAGUUGAAGAGCCACUUCCUUCUUUGCGUCGAGGCCGGAAAAGACACUGCAAGACCAAGCACUUGGAACAAAAUGGCUCCCUUAAAAAACUGCGACAAGCCAGUGGUGAGGUGGGUCUGGCCCCAACAGACCCAGUCCUGCAAGAGAUGGAGCAGAAACUUCAGCAAGAGGAAGAAGACCGACAGUUGGCUCUGCAGUUGCAGCGCAUGUUUGACAAUGAGAGGCGGACUGUGAGCCGGCGAAAAGGAAGUGUGGAUCAGUAUCUCCUAAGGUCCAGCAACAUGGCCGGGGCCAAGUAGCACCCAGUGAACAGUGUUACCUAUUUUUAAAAGGUCUUCAGCCUUGAUCAUUAUCCUGAAGUGCUGAAUGUUGCUCACUUUGGUUUUAUUUUAAUGGCAAAACACUGUCUAAUAUGGUUCUGAGAGGUUCUAGGGCCUUUGUAGUCAAUAUUCAAGGGAACUGCAUCUCUGCGACCCAGGCCAGGAGCCUGAGUGACCACCCCUAAGGGCUUCUGGGCCAAACUUGGCAGCACCCACUUGGAAUGAGAUUUGGAAAGGCCUCAUUCAGGAGCAUAAUGGCAACAGGUGGAAAUGGUAAAGAGGGGAUACCUUCUGAAACUGAUAGACCUCCUGACCUCUUUCAGCAGGGUAUUGUUUUAAAUCAGCCUUGCAGAUAAAAAUUAAUUCCAUCUUUUUCAAAGAUGUGAACAAUUUAGUUCCUUGGCAGAUCCAAAAUGAUAGAUGGUUAUGUUCCUCUUUCUCCCAGCCCUUGCCAAAAGUAAAUACCUCUCUGUAUCGGGCUUGUGCCUUUACAAAAGUUAAUUUACAUUCUCUGUUUAAAAACUGACAUUUGAUGAAUGCUAUAUAGUUGAAAGAGCACAUUUACAGACAUCAUUUAAUUUGGUCUUUUCAAGAGACCUAUCAUGUAACUGGUAUCAGCCCCAUUUUUAGAUGGUGAAACUGCAAUGCAGAUGUUCCAGUUCUCAGCUACUGAGUGGCAUAACCCAUGGAUUUUCUACAGGUUUUCCAAAUAGACCACAACCUAAGGGCAUGCCAGGGGAACCUAGGGGACACUAGGCUGGACAUUGAACACUGAUAAUGCAAAAUCCACGUGCAAACAAGAUUGACAGGAUGGAUAAACAUGUACUAUGCAUUAUCGCCAUCCCCACAGUUGACAGCCUUCUGUUUUUCUGGGGGUUUCAGCCUAUGAGACAAACUAUAAUCAGGCUUCAUUAUUACUUUUCACAUGGCCAAGGAUUAUCUGCAAUGUUGAUCUAAAAUCCAAACUAUUCACCCUGAAGUUGGGCAAAGAAUCAUACUUAAACUCUAAUACUAUGGAAACAAGGUAUCUAGCUGGAUGCAGCUGGUAAAUUCAGUCCCAUGGACCUUUGGGGGUUUAUUUUCCUUAGCAGCUGACACCAUGUGUCUUUUGCAUUCCUGGUGGUGCUUGGUGCUUCUGCCCAUCUGGGCUCAUUGAGAAUAGGGAUCAAGAUAUGACUUUAGCGAAUUUCAGAUGGGCUGGCAUUCCCUAUAUAUGUAUAAGCUGUUACUAUAAAGUCAUGUGGCAGGCAUUUUAACAAACCUUCCAGGGUUUAUAUAUUCCAGUGUAUGGUGUCCCUCUUGAGUAGCCUCCCAGCAGGAUACUGCUUAGUUUUUCCAAUGCCACUGUCAUUGGGGAAAGCAUUUCUGGAACUGUCCUUAAAGACUAGAAACAUCUAGAAACAUUGACUCCCAAAAUGCAAGAACUGGAAGGGACCUUAAUGGUUAUCUGUUCCAGCCUCCUUCCAAGGUCCUCCUCAGCUUCUAGAUCUAGAAGCCAAAGUCCAGCACAGUGACUCACUGAUCAAGGCAGAUGGUAUAACUCCUUUUAGUCCUCUCAGAUUUGCCUUCUCAGGGCAGAUCUUCAGUGUUAUUUUUGCUUACGAGAGGAUUUUAAAUCUGAGACUAGCCAGCAGUUAUUUGAAGCCUCUGGAAAAGAAGGUGGCUUAUCAAUUGGGUUUGCAGUAAUAAAUGGGGUGCUGCUGUAAAGAAGUCAGAGCCAUUUUCUUGUGCAGCGCAUAAUUCCCAAACAGUUCCCAAAGAGAGGUUCCAGAGAUGUCUUAAGUAUUGUGGUCAUCACUGAGAUAGGUAGAAUCUCUUUGGUGACUACUGGUGGGGAACAUCACUCACCUGAAUGUAUGUAUUCUGUGCUCUGUGUGUGCGUGCACAUGUGCAGAUGUAUGUUUUAAAAACAUAUAUCAAUCUCAUUACUUUAUGGUCACACUACUUCAGUUCUAGGCCCUACCAACAAUUAUGUCCUCCAAGGGGCUGCUGGAGGGCGUGGUAUUGCCCAAAACUGAAGAGCUGGCUCUGGUUUACAGAAGACAGGGAGGGUGACCUUAGUAUAAAUGCCCUUAGAGGAAACUUAUCAGUUACUGCCAUUUCCUGCAAUUCCUUUUUGAUCUUAGUAAAUAUUAUUGGAAGGCUAGUCUUGUUGGUAGGCGCAAAGACACUUAUUUUUCCACUUGCCAUCUUUUUCUAUAUCUCCAGUAAUUGGAAAAACACUUCUCUGUUGGAAUUGAUUUUUGUCUUUGGUAGAAAGAAAUAUUUUUAAUAGAUAAAAGAUAUAUAUUUUAAAUAUUUCCCCAAAUUCUUUUCAUUUUAAGAAUUGCAUAGCAGUUGCAACAAGUGCAGAGUGAACAAAUUCUUGUUAAGCAAAUAUUCCAAAUACUAGGUUCAGCUUACUGCCUUUCCCCCUUGUACCUACUGUGAUGCCUAAGAUGGUAUUGACAGUUGUUUUUCUAAACUUCUGCUGAGCAACAGUCCUUCAAAUAUAGGUAGAGUGGUCUAGGUUAAGGAGGGAGGAGAUUUGAUCUUUAGUCAGCUUGACUUUGGAGGAAGGAAAAACCACUAAGGUAUUAUCUGUAUUUUAACAUGCUUCCCAUCCUUAAUAACUAAAACCUGAAUGCUUUUUCUUUCUGAAAAGUCCCCCUCCUUCCAUGGUUCUGAAGUUGGUUACAAGUCAAGUUGUUGAGAUGGAUUUUUUUGGAGGAAGAGAAAAGGACGAGGAAGGAAAUAGAUGGGGAGGGUUUGUGAGUUAGAAUAAGAGAUGCACAAUUUCACAAAACAAAUUCCCCACAAAUCAUUGACAUCCAGUUCACCAUACAAAUUACCCAUGUCUUGCUAACUCUGUUCCUUGUAUAUAUGCAGUCUAUGGGAUUUUUCCUUAUUAAAGGGGAAGUUACGAGAGGUGGGAGGGUGAAGGUCAAUCUGAGGGGAAAUCCAAGAAAUGUGCCCUCAAGAGGGGCUGUCAGCUCUUUUCCAUAGAGAGGGAAAGAUACUUUGAGAAAAUGUUCUUGACCUGUUGAUUGUAUCUGCUGGAAGAAGUCAUCUGGGGGUGUUGGGUUGGCGUAAAAUCAGGGGAUUAUGCAUCCAGCCUCUGGCCCCUUUUAUAUAAUUACCUCUUUUUAAAAAAGGUUCAGUCUUCUUGGGCGAGGCUUGCUAGGGAAACUCCUAAGUGGCUUCACUUAUUUUUUAAACUUUUAAUUUAAUUUUUACAUUUUUGCUUGAAAGCAGCACUGGUAAUAAAUGUUUUGUUUUUGUUCAUUUUCCCUAAAGGAAAAAUGCCCUUAAGAGAUUAAAGCUGCUUAAUUACUGUCUGGUUACAAACUGGGCAACUGACUAAAAUGGGAAGCUGUCACUGUGCCUGACUCCUGCAGCUGAUGACUCAAAGCUGUUCAUCUUUUCUUUUCUAUUUGACAAACAUUUCCUGAGCUUCAAAUGUGUGCUAACCCUGAGCUGGAUUGUGGAGAUAAAGCAGUUCCCACUCCCACUCUUGAGGAGCUCAACGUCAAAUGGAAUGCAUUUGAAUGUAUGUGUCGCUGGAGAGUUUAUGGUUUUAGGAAAGCCAUCUCUGGUCUCAUUUAGGAUACUGAAAGGCACCCAGCAUGCUGCAUUCUACAUUUUAGAGACCCCCCCCAUCAGUAUUUGUGAAUUUGAUUGCACCACUGCUUUUCUUUUACUAAGUAAUGUGAUGGAAGGAGAAUGAAUUUUCUCUAGUGAUCACAUUAACUUCGCUUCAAAAACUGCUUUCAGCUUUCCUCCAAGAAGUGAGGUGGAUUGUGGAUCACUGACAUGGUCAGAGGAGGUUCACAUCUCAAUUUAGUAACCUCCUAAUCCCUCCCCCAACCUGAUCUCUUAGAGCUGGCAGCAACUUGGGAUUCCUUUCCUUUUUCCUGCCUAGCUUCUCAUUGAAAUGUCUAGUAGAAGAGCACAGAAAGAGACGAAUCAAAGGCUGGAUCACAAUCAUAGAAUGUGUAGCUGGAAUGGGCAUGGAAAUCAUCCAAGUUAAACAGCUUCUUCCCCAACCCCCUUUUUUAGCCAAACAAGGAACUUGCAAUCCAGUACCCUAUUUUAUAGUGUAGUUUUCCAGGGUCUGAAUAAAUAGUCAUUAAAGUUUGAUACACACAGAUGCACACACCAAUGAUGGGGAUACCCCGAAAUGAUUUAGGAGGCUAUUUUAAUAGCUUUUUUUUCCCUGUUUUUUUUCAGUUAAGAGUUAAAUGUACCUAUAUCCCCUGAAUACAUGCUCAGGUAGAGAGUCUCUGUAGUAUAAGUAAGUAAUAAGAAUGUGGAAUCUUGGAAAGUGAUAUAUUUUGAUUGGAAUAAUUUUAAGUGUUAAAAGUCACCUAGCCAAAUUUUCUUUAAAAAUUGGAAACUCAUUAGGGUCUUAAAUUUUUCUCGGCCAGCCUUAUCCUCAUCAGCUCAUAGAGUGGUCUUUUGAAUUGGUCUAUAAACAUAGUUGGUUGUGAAUUCUCAAAGAGAAAGCAGGUCUAGGGUGGGGUGGAAGGUGCAGAUUAUAGGGAAAGUGCUAAAUAGAUUUUCUUCUGAAGAUCCAGGAAAUACAUCUUUAUACAUGAUUGUUAACCUGCUACAGCUUUCUGAAGAUCGUAGAAAAGAUACCUAAGAUAUUUGCAAGGGUCACCAGUUUAUAGACAGAUUGGACGAAGGAAAAAGUGCCAAUGUGCAGGUUAUUCUAUGUAUUAUCAGUAUUUUUUUCUUCCUAAGAAAAAAAUUUGCUCUUCUCCUUUAUGAGUAAAUUCCUUUUUAAUGCCUUGUGAAUAAGGUGGCAACUUUUUACAACCUCUCUAACUCUGAGCAGACUGGCUCACUUUCUGGUGUCUUAAAUCAAGAACUAGUAUGAAGCCAAGGCAAAGCAAAGUUUGUUCAUCUUCCUUUCCUAUCAAUCAUUUACUAUAAGGUAAAACAGGCAAUGAACUCAUUCUUCAAAAACAAGAUUUCAAGAGUAGCUAUUGGCCCUGGUUCCAGAUUAAUACGGCAGCAGGCAGAUUUCCCCUUAUUGGGACCACCACCCUCCAAAGCUGUGCCACCAGAGAGAGCAGGGGUUCUUUCUUCCUCAUUUUACCAACGCUGAGCCUCCAGCAGAGUGCUUAACGUCCUAGUGAGAGAAUAGAUACUAUGCAAGGGAAAAAUUAUUUUAAAUGCCAACCAAUGGUGGUUUUUUCUUUUUAGCCUGAUAGACUGUUAACUCUCAACUCUUUGUACAAAUAUAGUUGUCCUAAGGGCCUUGUCACCUCCUACCUAGAAAACAGGUUGUAUAUUGGUUUUAUUCAACCUGCUGUCUGCUUUAGAAUUGGAGAAGGUACCUGGAUCCCUAUGGACUGCCACUGCUGGCUGCCUCCUCUCCAACUUAAAAGAAGAGCGUUUUGACAAAGAGGACUUUGAGCAGGACAUGCCCUGUUGGGGAUGCUUUUGCCAGCAGUGACGUGGCAUGGAAUCAAGUGGGAUGAUGUGUUUUAUUUAAACAGUACCAAAGUGCAUUCUUCUAUGUAUGUUUGCCUGCUUGAGGCAAGGCCCAAGUUGAGAAUACAGUAAAGGAAACUCAUGAAAGUGAA